AUGUUCGUCAAAGGUUGUGACAGUUACGAAGGACCAGUCAUUCGAAAUCCGAAUGGUACAGUCACCGUUAAUGUUCGAGCAAAGCACAGGUGUAGACAACAAGGAGCAUUAGGACCGUCGAUCAGCCCGCCUUACUCGGUUACGAUCGCUAUCGCCGAGGAUCAUCAGUACUUUGAAAAAGAUGGUUAUGUGUCAUAUUCUGGGACGCUGCACCAGGGGGAUGCCACCAUGAGCUGGAGCGUAGAAGCAAGGAUAGGACACUUGUCCUCUCAUCCGCACCCAGAUUUUGAGCGCGCGCUUCAAACGGGCCCAUUGGUUUCCGGGGAGCUCGAAAUGGUCCAAGGCGGUGCGAUCAUUGGCAGAGAAUUAAACAGUCCAGAUGCCCCAUUGGUGUGCGUUUCGAUCAAUGAUCCAACAUCUCGGCGUUAUGCGUAUGACCUUGAAAUAGGGACGAGAUUCUGUUAUCAAGGGCGGCUGGUUAGGUUUAAAUAUUUGUAUACCCACAUUCACGUCAAUGCUAGCGUAUUCCUACCGUCGUUUGGGGUCAGACACGUGCUUGAGCGAUGCUGA
Messenger RNA from Puccinia graminis f. sp. tritici CRL 75-36-700-3, 570 nucleotides. RefSeq lists its product as uncharacterized. Bases 1 to 570 code for a protein of 189 amino acids. The transcript is spliced from 3 exons. Lineage: Eukaryota; Fungi; Basidiomycota; Pucciniomycetes; Pucciniales; Pucciniaceae. The record is from RefSeq and is a predicted model, not a curated record.